AUUAUUUUUAUUAUUUAACAAUGGCUCGUACAAAACAAACUGCUCGUAAAUCAACUGGUGCUAAAGUACCACGUAAACACAUUGGUUCUAAACAAGCCCACAAACAAACUCCAGUUUCAUCAUCAUCAUCAGGUGGUGUUAAAAAAGUUCAUCGUUAUAGACCAGGUACUGUAGCACUCAGAGAAAUUCGUAAAUACCAAAAGAGUACCGAUCUUUUAAUUCGUAAACUUCCAUUCCAACGUUUAGUAAGAGAAAUUGCUCAAGAAUUCAAAACUGAUCUUCGUUUCCAAUCUGCUGCUAUUGGUGCCCUCCAAGAAGCUUCAGAAGCCUAUUUAGUUGGUUUAUUCGAAGAUACCAAUUUAUGUGCCAUUCACGCUAAAAGAGUCACAAUUAUGCCAAAAGAUAUUCAUCUUGCUCGUCGUAUCAGAGGUGAACGUUCUUAAAAAAAAAAAAAAAAACUCUUUUUUUUGGUUCCUCAAUUUUAUUUUAAAAAGACCCACACUGUAUAUUCCGUUUUAAAAAAUUAAAAAAAAAUUAAAAAAAAAUU
Messenger RNA from Dictyostelium purpureum, 547 nucleotides. Its product is annotated as histone H3. Gene Ontology annotation, molecular function: structural constituent of chromatin; DNA binding; protein heterodimerization activity. Gene Ontology annotation, cellular component: nucleosome. Bases 21 to 443 code for a protein of 140 amino acids. The record is from RefSeq and is a predicted model, not a curated record. The transcript is spliced from 3 exons. Lineage: Eukaryota; Evosea; Eumycetozoa; Dictyosteliales; Dictyosteliaceae.